Messenger RNA from Engraulis encrasicolus (European anchovy), 3814 nucleotides. RefSeq names its product nudix (nucleoside diphosphate linked moiety X)-type motif 4a (gene nudt4a). The record is from RefSeq and is a predicted model, not a curated record. The transcript has 5 exons. Lineage: Eukaryota; Metazoa; Chordata; Actinopteri; Clupeiformes; Engraulidae. Gene Ontology annotation, biological process: diadenosine hexaphosphate catabolic process; diphosphoinositol polyphosphate metabolic process; adenosine 5'-(hexahydrogen pentaphosphate) catabolic process. Gene Ontology annotation, molecular function: bis(5'-adenosyl)-hexaphosphatase activity; bis(5'-adenosyl)-pentaphosphatase activity; diphosphoinositol-polyphosphate diphosphatase activity. Bases 1703 to 2251 code for a protein of 182 amino acids. Gene Ontology annotation, cellular component: cytoplasm; nucleus.
ACAUAGAGGACCCCCCCCCCCCCCCCAACUGGCUACAGAUUCAUCAGUGGUAGGAACCAUAGUACCAGGUGACAAACUCAAGCUUUGCUUGUUUGUUUUUUAAAUAAAUUAAUUGUAUUAUUAAUGAAUAAUAAUAAUAAUAAUGACAAACCGUACAUGACUUGAAGGCAACCCAUUAAGCAGUGUCUGAGCAAAGCAAAAGAACUAGCCUGCCACCUCAUUACGUGAAUAACCUCCUACCGCUCUCAGUGUAGAGACCUAACUUAGGUGUGUGAUGUUUGUGUGGCUUUUGCCAGGGGAAAAGGUAGGGCAGGGAAUACUGAUAUUGUAUUAGACAAAAAGGUGGGGGGGAAAUAAACCACACACAAGUAUAUUUUGUUAUUGUAGUGGGUCUUAGUAUUGAAUCCUGACCUCUUUGCCGUUGCUGUACUAAUUGUCCUCCCAAACGCUCCACAGCACUCCCAUCACCAUGCAAGUGCACCUAGGCCCACAUGUCUUUUUUUUAACUUCACUUUUUUGUUAGUUUUGUUUUGCUGCUUUGAUUUUUGUUUUGUUGGUUUUUGUUUUAUUUUGCCUCUGACAGACCUGCCCUUGCAUCUAAGUAGAUAUCCAGUCUUCUGGUUGGGGAGUUCUGGGCAGGAGAUAUGUGUUAGUGGGGUGGGGUAUUCUGGUGGGAGGUUCCGUAGAUGAUCAAUGUAGGCUUUGUCUCCGCUGUUGAUUGGUUGGUCCCUGGUUCAAAAGUCUGUAUUCUCGUCACUGUUUGUAAAUUCAUUCUCUCUGUGGGACACAGGACACUGUACUGUACUCUCUCCACAAAUGGAAGUGGCAACCGUCAACAUACAUACUUUUGUUCUUUCUGUAAAUAAAUCUGUUGAUUAAUAAGACGUGUCAUUGAUGGGUGUUCUCUUGGGUAUGGUUCAGCAAAAAUGUAAAACACAUCAUGAACAGUUACAAAAUGUGCAGUCACUGCUGGAAGAGAGAAACAGCACAGGCACUGACCAUUGUCACGAAUAAUUAUUUAAUUAAAUAUCAAUCCCAGUUCACACCCCAGACACCAUUCUGGGGAGUCUGGGAAUAAGGUCACAAGAGGGAGCUGUUGAACAACAUAGUGUUUCAGGAGAGCGAGACCGAACCCAGCCAGGAAAGACCUUGGAGGAGCCAGAGUAUUUAUGAUGACUGACUUGUUAUUUAGAGAGCUACCUGCCAGGCGAGUAGUUUUUGCGUCAGUUUUGUGUUGGUGGUACAGUGUAGGAGGGACCAUGGUUUUAGUAAGCGAUAUAUAACCUACCUCAUCCCAGUGUCAUUACACGCCUGUCGAUCUUUCCGAAAGGAAGAUUCUGUUCCAGCGAAUAGAUAACAAUUCGCUUCUGCGCAGUGGCAGUGGGUAGUCAACAGCGGUGAGUGAAUGCUCACGCGGGGAACCUCUUCUCUGCGGAGGACCAUCUGGGUCCACGGCUGGAAGUCACCAUGGUAGGAAAUCGACCCCGGAUACAUAUGAAGACCACCACAGCCUUCCAGCUAUCAAAGACAAGCUGAUGGAUGGAAGCGGUGCGCUCUGACGGCUCGCCACGGAACCAGGAGACGAGGGGAAGGAUUCAGUGCCUUUCUGGCCCAUACCAAAGCACUUGUUCGAGGAAUCCCGUACUGACACGCUGUCCACUUCUCGACCAUAUCGGCUGUAUUCAAUAUUGGAAUUGGCUUAAUGAUGAAGUUUAAGCCCAACCAGACUAGGACUUACGAUGGCGAGGGCUUUAAAAAGCGAGCAGCUUGCUUGUGUUUUAAAAAUGAACGGGAGGACGAGGUUCUGCUGGUGAGUAGUAGUCGGCACCCAGACCAGUGGAUAGUCCCGGGGGGAGGAAUGGAACCGGAGGAGGAGCCGUGUGGAGCAGCGGUGCGAGAGGUAUAUGAAGAGGCAGGAGUGAGAGGCACCCUGGGAAGACUCUUGGGGGUGUUUGAGCAGAAUCAGGACAGCAAACACAGGACGUAUGUUUACAUCCUCACCGUCACCGAGACGCUAGAGGACUGGGAAGACUCCGUCAAUAUCGGCCGCAAGAGGAAGUGGUUCAAAAUUGACGAGGCGAUCCGUGUGCUGCAGUGCCACAAGCCAGUGCAUGCCGACUACCUCCGCAAGCUCAAGGCCAACUGUGGCCCCUCCAAUGGCAACGCACCGGAGACGGUCGUACCCGAAGAUAACGCCCCCCACCGAGUGCCCCCCUCACAGGACUGCAGCCAGCCUCAUGUGCAGAGAUAGGGUUCAGUGCCUCCACUCAGGGCUGGGGGGGGAUUGCCAAAAACACACUACACAACUGGAGCACUCUGCAGAGUUAAAGACUGAACAAAAAACAUGAGAGACUUUUGAGACUUUUUACGUAAAACCUGCAUGACGGGCUUCAUUGUUUACUGUUUUAAAUAUGUUUUUUAAACUUUGAGAAAACCAAAGGAUGAAUUUUAAGCAGAGUUUUAAGAAGGCCUUUCGCUUGGCCUCUGAAUGGCUGAUUUCUCAACGUCUGUGACUUUGAGGUCUUUGUUUUUUUUUUUUUUUUUAAUCCUCAAGCCAAACAAAGAUGUUGAUGAGGAUAUGGCCUUAAUGCAAUUCACAGGUGAGGCUAAGUUGCUUUGGUACCUUUUUAGAGAAAGUGAAAAAGUAAUUGCUGCAACAUGCAGUAAGCAGAACACAUGCUGUAUUGAUAUACUUUUAGGAGCUGGUGAGUACUCUUUUAAUGGUUUGACUAUAUAUGAAAGAAAAGUGUACCACUGUAGGAUUGUGAAAGAUAUUAUUGCAUUGCAAUUCAAUGGAAGCUCAGAGAAAGUGUGGCAAAAUGUGAUGGUUGAAGUGCUGUAGCAGUUUGGAAUGCAUACUGUUUAUCUGUGAAUAACAGUGUUGGAUGUCAGUGAAGUGUUAGCUUUUGCUAUGUAAGUAAUACUUCGUCUGAUAGUCUCUAAUGCAUGUGAAAAUAAAAUUAUGAUAGCUUUUUCUAAAAAAAAAAAAAACCCUCCAUAUUAUUUUAAAGUUUUUUUUAAAGGCCUUAUGAAUGUUGGCAUUUCUUACAAAUCUACUUACAUGGCGAUGAAAAGGAAAUUAUGGCGACGUUUUUAUUUUUAUUAAACGCCAAAAGGUUAUGCUAUUCAUGUUAUGCUCUCCAAUGGCUAAAGGUUCAUUUGGACUAUGUGGACUGACAAACUAUAGAUGUGUAUGGGCCUUACUGCAGGGAUUACAUGGUUUUGAAAUCACAAACAACUGAAUGGGCAGGCCUCAAAAAAGUCUGUAGUAGCCAACCUUCACCAGACUUGGAUCAUGGUGCUUUAUUGUUUCUAUGGCUAAUAUUGUAUGGAUAAUACACAUCCUAAUUACAGCUGUUAAGAGGUGUCUGAAAGAUGAGUUAAUUGUAUAUGUUGCCAUUAACUUGCUAUUUAAGAAAUGGCCUAUUGUCCAACAAUAUCGUCUUAAACUGAUUCACUCACAACCAAGGGCUGAGUUGCGUUGGGGGGGGGGGAUGAAUGUUGGCUGUACAAGCAUGUCAAUAAGGUAUGAAGAAAUGUGUCAUGGUGAUUAACAUCUGGUCAUUGGUGUCCUAACAUGAUCUUGGAAUCAUUUUUGUGGGAGCAUGCAUAUGAGGAAAUGACUGCGUGUGAAGGCUACGGAAUAUAGUACUUGUUCACACAGGCCUACUGCAGUCAAACCUGUAGACCCAGUGCUUGUGUUGCAGGCCUUACAUUAAGAAGAAGAACUAUCAUCUUUGACAAACAGUGUUGAAUAUGCAGUCAUUUCUAGAAUGGAAACAUUUCUAAUGCACAAUAAAACCUAUUAAGUCUU